Molecule: messenger RNA, 742 nt
Organism: Zonotrichia albicollis (white-throated sparrow)
Lineage: Eukaryota; Metazoa; Chordata; Aves; Passeriformes; Passerellidae
Source: RefSeq, a predicted model, not a curated record
CCUUCUCCGAGCCGGGCCCGACGGAGAGCGGCCCCAGCGAAGGACAGAUCUUCCUCAGCGAGAGCUGCGUGAAGAGGCUGCUGGAGAUUGCAGAAGGAUCAGAGUUUCUCAGGCUGCAGGUUGAAGGAGGUGGCUGCUCUGGCUUCCAGUACAAGUUUUCCUUGGACACAGUUAUCAAUCCCGAUGACAGGGUGUUUGAACAAGGUGGUGCCCGUGUGGUUGUGGAUGUGGACAGCCUGGCCUUUGUGAAAGGAUCCAUGGUGGAUUUCAGCCAAGAGCUGAUCCGAAGCUCCUUCCAGGUGGUGAGCAACCCCCAGGCAGAGAAGGGUUGCUCAUGUGGAACUUCCUUCUCUAUCAAAAUCUGACUGGACUUACCAUGGAUGGACACUGUUUGCAGACACUUUUGGCAGAGGGUUUAUGUUUGUUCUUUUCUCUGCUGCUCCCUCUCAUCUCCCUUACCCUGUGACACAGCUGUUACAGAAUACUGCAGCUGUGUGUGUGUUUGCACUGAGCCUGUCUCCAAGACUUAUUGGCCUUCCCUUCAGAAACAAUGCCGUAACCAUGAGCACGCACACAGGAGCAUCUUCAGCACCUUGUGAUCCACUGGCCAGGUGGUGCUGACUGGCCAGCCCCGUCCUGAUUGUGGAACUACUUAACUGUCUCUGCAAGAGAAGGCUGUAUAUAUAUGUGUGUGUGUGUGUGUUUAUUGAAAGGUCUUACUAAAAAAUGUCUGUGAGGUUGA